AUGAAUGCUUUCUCUCGAACAUGCAAAUACACCUACAACAACUUCAACCUCCGUCUAUAUCAACACAUUAUCCGAACACCGGGUUGCGACGAAUUGAUCAAAAAUGCCUUGGUCUCCGAAGAAAAGAUGACUGUGAAAAGGCUGCUUGAAGCAGGGCUCGAUCCGAGCAACGAGUAUUGCGACGAGACAACUCCAUUGAUGGCAGCCGCAUGGUAUGGACGCACGGAGAAUGCGCGGAUCCUACUCGAUGCCGGUGCAGACCUACAUGUCGUACGGCCGCACUCGGGAAACUCAGCAAUUUCAUUGACGGUCGACUUCGGACACGCAGAAACAAUGAGUCUUUUGCUUGAAAGAGGCUGCUCCGCUGAUUUCCGCUUUCAUAACACUCCAGCCCUCACGUACGCUGCUAUGUUGGGAUUCGGGGAUGUUGUCAAGGUUCUCCUGGCGCACAACAUUGACGUUGACGAAGUAGACCGCAUGACCCCUGGAGCUCCGUCAGUGCUUGGAUAUGCUAUACGAGGCGGACAUUAUGACAUGAUGCAGCGACUGAUACGGGCUGGAGCGAAUAUCAACUCGGUGACUCUGAGCGGACAAAAUCUCUUGCACUUCGCAGCUGAGGGAGGGAAUGUGGAGGCAGUGGCCUAUCUACUCGAAAAAGGUCUAGAUCCUCAUGCCAAAGAAGAUUAUGGCACCACACCGUUGAUUUGCGCCUGUCGCGCCUUCCAUUUCCGUCUGAAUGUGAACGUGAUGAAACUAUUUCUAGAACGAAAUGUCGAUGUGGAUGCGAAAGACCGCAAUGAGAGAACCGCCCUAUCAUAUGCCGCCGACCGCGGGUUUAUAGAGGGUGUGGAAGUGCUUUUACAUCAUAAUGCAGAUAUCACAACUACGGAUGACAUGGGGAACACACCCCUCAUUCUUGCAGCUCGAAAGGGUUAUGCAAGUGUUGUCCUCAUCCUGCUGGCUCACGCCAAAGAAAAAUUGUCACCCCAUGAGUUUAAGCAAUAUAUCGACCAGCCAGACAACCGGGGUCGCACUCCCCUUUUCUCUGCUACCUUGUACGCGGAACAGAAAGUUGUUGAAGUACUCCUGUGUUACGGCAGCAUUGCAAAGUCGACUCCAACCUGCGCAGGUCGCACUCCACUGUCGACGUCGACUCUUCAAUUGCGAGCAGAAGGAAACGAAAAUAAUGAGAGCAUACUGCAAAUUUGGGACUUGCUUCACAAUCAGCAGGUCUAUGAUAUGAGUUCUGUUACAGAGAUUACAGCCUUAGAAGACAUUGACAGCGUGGACUGGGAAAGCUGGGAUGCCACUUGUGAUAGAUGCCAAGUGUCUGUUUCUCCUGCCGACACGCAUUUUCAUUGCAACGUCUGCAACGAGGAUGACUUUGAUAUCUGUCAGGAAUGUGCGGCCCAUGGGGAAACCUGCUACAAUAGGACUCAUGUCUGGGAAAAGAUAAGGAAAAUGGGGACGAAAUGGAGAGUGGUCUCUCGGAAUCUUGAGCAGGAGUCGAUAGUUGAGGAGUUGGCCAGUAUUCGUGUAUCAUAA
Penicillium argentinense is the source of this 1545-nucleotide messenger RNA. RefSeq lists its product as uncharacterized. Bases 1 to 1545 code for a protein of 514 amino acids. Gene Ontology annotation, molecular function: protein binding. Gene Ontology annotation, biological process: protein localization to ciliary inversin compartment. NCBI's taxonomy places the organism in Eukaryota, Fungi, Ascomycota, Eurotiomycetes, Eurotiales, Aspergillaceae. The record is from RefSeq and is a predicted model, not a curated record. The transcript has a single exon. Gene Ontology annotation, cellular component: ciliary inversin compartment.